Dovyalis caffra is the source of this 384-nucleotide messenger RNA. The record is from the annotation of a GenBank genome assembly. Lineage: Eukaryota; Viridiplantae; Streptophyta; Magnoliopsida; Malpighiales; Salicaceae.
AUGGUAGGCGAAGUUGUGGGAGGGGAUGCUGCUAGAGAAUAUGCUGAAGUUUGUUAUGUUUCAGCAGCCAUGGUGAUGGCUCCUGGACCUGGACGGUCAGACGGUGGGCAUACACUACGUAAAAAAGGCUCUAUGGAAAGCUCAUUUGGAGUGAGGAAAGGUGCAUGGACCGAAGAAGAAGAUAUACUACUUAGGAAGUGCGUUGAAAAAUAUGGUGAAGGAAGAUGGCAUCAAGUUCCUCUCAGAGCAGGCUUGGAAAGAUGCAGGAAAAGCUGUAGACUGAGGUGGUUGAACUAUCUUAAGCCAGAUAUCAAGAGAGGAGAGUUUUCUGUAGACGAAGUUGACUUAAUUAUCAGGCUACACGAUCUGCUUGGUAACAGGCAA